Gongylonema pulchrum is the source of this 288-nucleotide messenger RNA. Lineage: Eukaryota; Metazoa; Nematoda; Chromadorea; Rhabditida; Gongylonematidae. The record is from the annotation of a GenBank genome assembly.
AUGCGAUACAAGCCACGCGGAAGAGGGUUUGUUGACAUUGUUAUCUGCAAUGCAGCGGUUCUCUAUUUCGGGCGUAUCCUCGAUCUGACAACAUCACAGAUUCAGAAAUCGGUCAACGUCAAUGUUAUUGGUACCAUCAAUACGAUUCGGGCAUUCCUGCGUCCGAUGGAGCAACGCAAUGAGGGACAAAUUGUUGCCAUUUCGUCAAUUGCAGGUUUUUGUGGUGAAACGAAUGGAGUUGCCUAUUGGUCAGCUUUUAAUCCGGAUUUCCCCAGUCCGGAUUUCUAA